ACCUGGUCUUUUUUUAAAAAAAAAUCUGAAACAGGCAUGCUGACAGGCUGAUAUCACAUAAAAGAACUACCCCCCAACCCCCCCACAACAACAGAUCAAGAAGGACCAGAGGGGGAUUCCAUCCUGCCACAGACAUGCACUGGCAAAAAUCUUCUGCAGGUGAGCAGCCUCUGCCAUCCCGCCCAUACCAAGGGGUCCGGGUUAAAGAGCCGGUGAAGGAGUUGCUGAAGAGGAAACGGGUCAGCGCUCAAAAUGCCAAAGUUGCUCCUGAAAGCAUGGCGGUGUUUUUCCCCCAUCAGUCGCUUCCAUCUUACUCACCCACUGGACAAGUUUACUCUGAGACAGAUUUGGUCACCUCUUCACUGCCCCUGAUGGAGGAAGGAGCUCUUUAUUCGGGGUGGUUGACUCAACCUCCCCCGGGCACUUUGCAACCCCUGACCCAGUGGACCACCUCCCCGGAUUACGUGUCUCACGAAGCGGUCAGCUGUCCUUACACGGCUGACAUGUUUGUUCAGCCGGUCUGCCCCAGUUACACACUGGUGGGGACAUCCUCGGUGCUGACCUACACCUCCCAGCCAUUGAUCACAAACUUCGCGGCUCGAUCGGCCUCAAGCCCAGCUGUGGUGCCUCAUCUGGAUGCGAUGGACCAGCAAGCCCCCCUGAGUUAUUUCCCCUGGACUCAGCCGAUCCCAACUUUACCGGCAACUUCCUUGCAAUACCAGCCGGCUCCAAUGGCCCUCUCUGCCCCCCAGUUUGUCCCCCUCCCCAUUUCAGGAGCUGACCCACUCCCCCAAGUAUUAGAAGACACCAGGAAGGAGAUGGCACCUCUGACGCUGGAGAAACUUCUGCAGGGUGACACAAAUGACACGUACGAUUUAAACAACAGCCUGCCAGUUGAAGGACUCUGAACCUGGAUGCUUCUUAGCCAAGAGAGAUCCUCAAAUUUCCAUGGUUCCAUUCCUCCUUUUUUCCUCUUCUUCCUUCCUUCUCUCUCUGCCUUUCACCGUCAUUUCUAGGUGAUCCUCAGCUUCUCUUGUUUUCUUUCCAAAGUUUCAGAAACUUGGGAUGGAAACACCAGGAUCUGUUUUGGAAAGGAAGCUGCUAUUUUGAGUCUUUGCAACCAGAAAUAGCAUUUUUCC
Notechis scutatus (mainland tiger snake) is the source of this 1139-nucleotide messenger RNA. It is a transcript of the gene POU2AF1, whose product is annotated as POU class 2 homeobox associating factor 1. Gene Ontology annotation, molecular function: POU domain binding; DNA binding; transcription coactivator activity. The record is from RefSeq and is a predicted model, not a curated record. Gene Ontology annotation, biological process: positive regulation of transcription by RNA polymerase II. NCBI's taxonomy places the organism in Eukaryota, Metazoa, Chordata, Lepidosauria, Squamata, Elapidae. Gene Ontology annotation, cellular component: RNA polymerase II transcription regulator complex.